Molecule: messenger RNA, 1347 nt
Organism: Cotesia congregata
Lineage: Eukaryota; Metazoa; Arthropoda; Insecta; Hymenoptera; Braconidae
Source: the annotation of a GenBank genome assembly
AUGAGUGUAAAUAAUCCAGCUAGAGUUACUCAGAGUUCUCAAAUUGAAAAGUGCGGUUACCCGACUGCAUUUUUUUCAUCAGAUUUUUUGGAGUUAGGAAGUAUACCCACAAAAGUAUCAUAUACUCCAACAAUGGAAUGUUCAUCUAAUUAUACGCAAAAUAAAACUGCUUCGAUUUUCCGACCUUGGGAUUCUUUGAAUGCUGUUGGUACGAUGACGACAUCUACUACAGUAGAAGAAGAAAUAUUUUUAGAGUCAACAGAACCGACAAAUAUUCACAUUCCUGCUGAUUUGUUAAAGGAUACAGAGAUUACAGAGGAGCCAUUGAAUAUAGGAGCAUUGCAUACAUUUUUAAAGAGUGAAGUGAGAGAGUGUGAUUUACAAUUUGUUCGCGUGCUCGAAAAAUCUGUAAUUCAAGCAUACGAGUCGUAUAAAAGAUACAACCGCCAAUCAACUGCAACUCUCGAGAUUCCUGAGUUUUAUACUCGUUCAGGGGAACAUAUGGUUGAGAUAACACCAGAUUCGAAAAUUUAUUUCCCUAAAAAUAUUAAACAGCAGAUUGAAGAAAUGAGUGAAGGUGACAAUGGUUGUGAUUGGGAAACGAUUGUACGGUUAUCGUUAAAAGAAGUCUAUGAUGACAAUGUUGGAAACUACUCCGCCAAAGGUAAAGCUACAGGAUCUAACACCAUUGCACAUCCACCAAUUGACACUCGAUUGUACAAUGGAAUUUAUAAAUGGGUGAAUCAAAAAGUUGGUAAUUCUAAAAUAAUAACUGAGAAAAUGUUUAAUAAGGUUAUAAAUAAGUUUUGUUUAAACAAAAGAGAAAUCGGUUCUAAAGAGAAUUUCGAUCAAUCGGAUAUGAUUACAGAUGAAAAUUUGCAGUUCUUUCGAAAACUCGUAAAAGUUAUUGAAGAAUCAUAUGACAUCCAACAAAGAGAGAUGUUGCCUGAACGGCAAACCCACCAGCUAUCAAACUUAUUUACACAACCUGCUAAAAGCAAAAUCAAAAUUAGCCCACUCUAUGAGAUAUACCUUCCUAAAAGUACAUACACCUACGUUGAACGUAGUAGUGAGACAGAGAGAGGCAAAUAUGAUUGGCGUAUUUUGGUCAAAGAAGCACUACUUGAAAUUUACGGUGAUAGCUUAAAAAAUUAUUCUGCCAAAGGGAGGCGUGGUGGCUCGCCAGGUAUCAAUACAGAAUUGUAUCGAGCUCUGUACGAUUGGGCAUCUUCAUUAGUCAAUGACGAACAAAUUACGGAUGCCGAUUUUGUCGAUAAUAUUUUACGACUAACUUAUAACCCACCUCAGACAAUAACUAAAUAUAUCGGUCGUAGCGUAGUGCGUUAA